Ziziphus jujuba (common jujube) is the source of this 700-nucleotide messenger RNA. RefSeq names its product small ribosomal subunit protein uS13z/uS13y/uS13x. Gene Ontology annotation, cellular component: cytosol; small ribosomal subunit; ribosome. Gene Ontology annotation, biological process: translation. The transcript has 4 exons. NCBI's taxonomy places the organism in Eukaryota, Viridiplantae, Streptophyta, Magnoliopsida, Rosales, Rhamnaceae. The coding region runs from base 61 to 519 and encodes 152 amino acids. The record is from RefSeq and is a predicted model, not a curated record. Gene Ontology annotation, molecular function: structural constituent of ribosome; RNA binding.
UCGUCAUCGUCCUCGGCGCUUCAACAGACGAAGACCUGCUUAAGAUUCAAAACCCUUACCAUGUCGCUGGUUGCAAACGAAGAUUUCCAGCAUAUACUUCGUGUGCUGAACACGAACGUGGAUGGGAAGCAGAAGAUUAUGUUUGCUCUGACCUCCAUUAAAGGUAUUGGUCGCCGUUUCGCCAACAUCGUCUGCAAAAAAGCUGAUGUCGACAUGAACAAAAGAGCUGGUGAACUAUCAGCCGCGGAGCUUGAUAACCUGAUGGUGAUUGUUGCAAAUCCAAGGCAAUUCAAAAUUCCAGACUGGUUUCUGAACAGGAAGAAGGACUACAAGGAUGGAAGAUAUUCCCAAGUUGUAUCCAAUGCAUUGGACAUGAAGCUGAGGGAUGACCUUGAGCGAUUGAAGAAGAUCAGGAAUCACCGUGGUCUUCGACACUACUGGGGUCUUCGUGUUCGUGGACAACACACUAAGACCACUGGUCGCAGGGGAAAGACUGUUGGUGUCUCCAAGAAACGAUAAAUCUGGGUUUUUUUUAUAAUUUUUUUUCCCAUGCUGUUUAUUUUAAGGCGAUGAUUUGUAUUAGCUUAUAGCGUAACCCCGGGAAUGUUCAAUUGUGGUUUUUACUUGAGAAUUUGGAUCCUUUUUUUUUUUUGACAAUUAAAGUUAUUUCAACACCUUACUUUUUUGCAUUAUGCUUUAA